GUCAGUCAGCCUCAGAUUUCAGGAGCUGGCGGGUUCGUCCCGGGGUCCCUGAACGCACCAUGCCUGUCCCGGGUAUUUAACAUUCUGCCCUGGACAGCGGCAGGUUGUUGCGCAAGCGCAGCCCAUUCAGUCUGCAUGAAUACGGAGCGAGGAGAGGACAGGAGCACUGGGACUGCUGGGACUACUGGGACUGGGAGGACACAGAGGACUGGACGGACCGGACCGGACCCGGGCAGGCGGACAUGGAUGGACAGAACGGCAGCAGCAGCAUCUGCUCUCGGCAGGACACGAAGAAGAAGAAGCAGCAGAUCCCGGACAGGGUGACUCUGAAGAAGGAGAUCGGGCUGCUGAGCGCGUGCACCAUCAUCAUAGGAAACAUCAUCGGCUCUGGGAUCUUCAUCUCUCCAAAGGGGGUCCUGGAGCACUCGGGCUCAGUGGGUCUGGCGCUGGUGGUUUGGGUUCUGGGAGGCUGCAUCGCUGCCUUGGGCUCGCUCUGCUACGCUGAACUGGGCGUCACCAUCCCCAAAUCUGGAGGAGACUACUCCUACGUGACGGAGAUAUUCGGUGGUCUGAUGGGGUUCCUGCUGUUGUGGAGCGCCGUCCUCAUCAUGUACCCGACCACGCUGGCCGUCAUCGCGCUCACGUUCUCCAGCUACGUCCUGCAGCCCGUCUUCCCAAACUGCGUUCCUCCGUACAUGGCGACGCGGAUGCUGUCCGCCACCUGCCUCCUGCUGCUGACCUGGGUGAACUGCUCCAGCGUUCGUAUGGCCACCAGGAUCCAGGACGUCUUCACGGUGGGGAAGCUGAUGGCUCUGGGCCUCAUCAUCGUGGUCGGCCUCGUCCAGAUCUGCAACGGGAACUACGAGGCGUUGACUCCUCAGGUGGCCUUCUCCAUGGAGAGGACGCCGUCUGUGGGUCAGAUCGCUCUGGCCUUCUUGCAGGCCUCCUUCGCCUUCAGCGGCUGGAACUUCCUCAACUACGUCACGGAGGAAGUGGUUGAACCCAGACGGAAUCUACCUCGUGCCAUCUACAUCUCCAUACCAUUGGUGACCUUUGUGUACACGCUCACCAACAUCGCCUACUUCUCCUCCAUGUCGCCUGAGGAGCUGCUGUCGUCCAAUGCCGUGGCCGUAACGUUUGGAGAGAAGUUGCUGGGGAUGUUCUCCGUCAUCAUGCCGAUCUCCGUGGCUCUGUCCACCUUCGGUGGGAUCAACGGCUACCUGUUCACCUCGUCCAGGUUGUGUUUCUCUGGAGCCAGAGAGGGUCACCUGCCCAGCCUGCUGGCCAUGAUCCACUACAAGAACUGCACGCCCAUCCCCGCACUGCUGGUCUGCUGCGCUGCCACCAUCGUGAUCCUCUGCAUCGGAGAAACUCACAACCUGAUCAACUACGUCUCCUUCAUCAACUACCUGUCGUACGGCGUCACCAUCGCCGGCCUGCUGUACCACCGCUGGAAGAAGCCCAACCUGUACCGACCCAUCAAGGUGAACCUGUUGGUCCCUGUGUGCUACCUGAUGUUCUGGGCGCUGCUGCUGGGUUUCAGUCUUUACUCGGAGCCGGUGGUUUGUGGCGUCGGUCUCGUCAUCAUGCUCACUGGCGUACCCGUCUACUUCCUGGGCGUCCAUUGGAAAGAAAAACCAAAGUGUAUCUACAACUUCAUUGAGAGGGCGACCUACGUGGGCCAGAGGUUGUGUUUCGUGGUCUUUCCUCAGUUUGACCCCAUCGAGAUCGCCAGUCCGUCAGAAUGGACCGACCGGUCUUCAGGCAGGAGCAGUUUGUCUGCCAAUUCUUAAAAACUUUUUUUUCUGAAUCUAUGCAGCUCUUUGUUUUUGCCUCUUGUUUUUACUCCGUCACUGUGUAAAUCCAGACACUUCUUCCUGACACGGGAGCUUCCUGUCUGACCUUUGACCCUCUGAGACUCUGGUUUCCCUGCAGCCGAGUGGAAGCGUCCGUUCUUCUGCGCGAGCUUCGUGCACUUUUUAUUUCCUUCUCUUUUCUACUAAGUCUUCUAGCACAACAACCUAAUGCCGACAGUGUCUCACUGUGAAAACGGACUUUUAUUCCUAUUUUGGACCCUUUUGUUGUUUUUUUCUGUAACAUGACAGAACUCAGACCGACUGACGGUUAUUUCUUCUGAAUGUUGCUGGUGUUUUAAUCGUGCCUUCAGGCCUUUUCACAACAAGUCUCCAUCAAGUCUCUCGUCAGUGUUCUGAAAACAGCAAGAAAAAAGCUGGUGCAGAUUAAUUCAGUGAAGAUCUGCUGUUUGAGUGACACAUCACCCCGUUUCCCUUCUUGUAUUCAUAUAUUUUUUCAAACCUGCAUCCGGUCCUGCUGCAUAAAGAGGUCGAGGCAGCUUUUAAGACGAUUGUUUAGGCAGUAAAGAUUCAUAAUGUUCACCCACCGUCUCUGAGGAGAGCCGACAUGAAACCAGAAUUUCAGAUCUUGUUUAAAAAUCACCCUAGAAAGUUGUAACAUUGAAAUUUACCGAAGCCUUCGGCCCUGAACAAAAACUUGCGCAACAUUUAUUGUCAUUAAUUGUGUGUCAAGACAGUGAUGUUCAUGUUUACAUCCUAACACUGUGGAUGGUCCCCAGAGGAUGAAUUGUAAAACCUCGCCAUCAUCGGACUAAAGUUUCUAUUUGUCCAGUAUUUUAGUUUAAGACCAGUCACAUGUAAAAGAAGUGAGAUUUGUCUUAAUUAGCAAAUAUCAACAUGAUAACAUGUUAUCUAAGAAUACGGCAGGAAUCACUCCUAAAAUCUGAAAUUGACUCAGCGGACACACACUUCUAUCCCUCUGCUUGAAGUGAAAGAAGAGCUUAAAGGACAAGUUCACCCCAACAGUUUUAUUCAUUAGGGUUAUGCAGUGAAUUCUGAAGCUUUUGUGUAGCUGUGAAAGUGUCUGCAUGAGACUACAGAGGAUGUCGGGGACAUUAAACGUCCUCACAGCGAACACAAAGACUCAUCUGCUCACUCGUCCGUCGAUCACGAUGUUGUUCCUUUAUAGUCUAUCAGUGUUUUUAACAGGAUUAUGCUAAUGUCUUUGGUUAUUCUUAUAAUUUUGUGUUCGUGGCCUUUUAUGAAUCCAGUUUCCUGCCUCAGAUAUUCGAGAGUUAAAGGUCACCAGAAGGUUUUGGGUUUUGUUUUGCUUACAACUGAAUUUUCGUUCGCUUUGGAUUUGAAGUCUAACAUCAACAGAUGUAGCAGAAACUAACUUAUCUCAGCGUACAGACAGCAAACAGAACACGUUUCACUUUUUCAGAAACACCAGUGAAAGUUACUCUCAGUGAGAGAUUAAAGAGAGCGAUUAGCACAUCUGGACGAUCCGGAGGCGUCUUCAAAUCUAGAACGUGCUGAUGUUUAAAACACCUGAAACACCUGAAACACCUGCGUCUGUUUGUCUCCCAGCUGAUCGGACGAAGCAUUUAUUUUACAAUGUGAACAGCAGAAUAUAGAGGUUAUCUACAGAGAAUAUAGAGGACAGUAAAACAACAUGAACAACAUAGAAAUUAAAACGGCUCUGAAUAAAAAUGCACCAUCACAUCAACAAUAUGAAGGUGGGAACGUCAGACUUGGUGUGAAAAGGCCUUUUACUGGGGAGAUGUAUAUUCAAAUGUUUAUUAACUGAUUCACUAUAUUAGAUUUUAAUAUAUUUGGUGUGUGCCUUUCUUUUUGUGUAUUGCAUUUGAUUGUUCCAGAAGCACUUUGGUCUUCCAUCGUCUGUGAUCCUGCCGUUCGGUUCAUGAAUUCUUUCCCCUCUCAGAUGUAAAACCAGAUUGGCGCCGGACUCAUUUUGCACAAAGCACUGCCAGAUCCCCGAGACCGAGGCCAGGCGCCAGUUUAUUAAUCCAUUGUUAACACAGUAGUCAUUUUUACCUGCUGCUGCUCUCACAUCACUGUCUCACACUGUGACUGUUCUCAGAUACUCACACUUCCUGCAGCAGAGUGAGAUUUUAAAGUGCUGCUGUCUGAGACUUUCCUCACAAAGGAGUGAUACGUACGGAUUUUAGUCUAAAACAUCAACAAUUAUCAACAGACUGUGAAGAAGAUUGCUGAUCUAACAUUAUGAGCUUGAUUUAUGAGUCAUCCACUGAAGUUAGCAUGCUAGCUGUCUAGCUCCAUCCAGUACCGGUCCAAAUCACCCUCAGAGCUCCGAGCUCACAGUCCACUAGUUGCACUGCUAACUGGGCUAAAUUGCUGCAGCCAAAGCUAGCAGCAGUCGCAGGAUCCUCUGCUGAUACAAAUACUGUCCAGGCGCUUUUUCUUGACAGCUAAUUAAUCCGUUUGGCUCUGCAAACGAUAUAAAGCAAGCUUUUAAUUACUUCUGACUCUUCGGAGAUAAAAUGACACAUGACACUCUGCAGGUGUUGCCGCUGAUACGUCCUCCUGUUAUUGUUGUCAGACAACUGUUAGCCAGUUAGCAUUCAACUCCCAAUGAAAUCCAUAAUAUAACACUUGACAAUAUUCUGGGUUAACGAACGAGGAAGCUAGUUAAUCAUUAGUUACUGAGAAACUUCUAAUCCAGCUUCACAGAGUAACUAAUGAUUAGUUAAUGAUUAGUUAAUAGUUAAUUAAUUAAGAAAUGAGCGAGGAACGAAUCAUCAACGACUUAAUCAUUGAUUGACUGUUAACAAGCAGUUCUGAGGCCUAUAUAGUAGAUAAUGAUCCUUCGUUAAUGAAUCAUUAGGUACUGAUUAGUUCAUGAAUAUCUGUAAAUUGAUCACACGAUUUCACGAGUGGCUCCCAGUGAACGGAACAAAACGAGUCACAACUCAUUUAGUGGUAAUUACUUAAACAUUAGUUAUUGUUUCUGUGCAGCCCAAGUUAGAAGUUACUCAUUAACUAAUGCUUUGUUACCAGUUAAUCCCUUAAUCGUUGAUGAUUUGUUCCCGAGCAGCUACUUAACAUUUUGUGUCCUGUGUUGUAGAGUGACACCUCACCAGGUGGUUAUCCUGGUUAGUUUUAACAACAUGAUAGAAACGCACAAUAUGGAUUUUUCAUCCAAUACCGAAAACGUUUAAUUUCCUGCUUCUCAUGCAGAAAAUGAUGAUAAUGACACAUUUUUGUAUUUUAAUAAUAAGUCCAUAAGCUGUAGUUAUGAAGACUAAGAUGUAGCGAGCAAAGAUGGAUGAUUUAUUAUUCAUAGCUCUAAAAAGAUUUAUUGAGUUAAACUCUCCAAACACGAAUUGUAGUUGUUGUUGUAUUUUCUUCUUCUGAACAUGAAGAACAACUCCAGAGUGGCUUACAUGGCUCUAGGCAACAGCAUUCUUCUUCUUCUUCUUCUUCUUCUUCUUCUUCUUCUUCUUCUUCUUCUGUGUUCAUUGGCAGCUGGCAAACCAACGUAACAGGUGCAUACGGCCACAUACUGUGUGUAAAUACUGCACUUGUUAAAUCAACUAAAGCAGUUUGUUUUUGUAUUAUCGGUUCAAUUCAUCCGCAGUAAUUUCAGGAUCUGCUGAUAGAUAAUGUUCAUUUUCUAUUAUCUGUCUGAUGUAUUUCGUGCUUCACUGCAACACAUCUGUGUCUCUGGUUUCAGCAGUUUAGAUGACAAGUUUAUGAGUGGAGCAGUUGUUUUUGAAUGCCAGCUGACUGUAAAACUGUUAGACUGUUAACUCCUCAUCAUAGUUUACUGUUUCUGAGUUAGUUUACAAGAAAUCUAUGUUCCAUAAACGAUUCGCGCUCCAUCAGACGUCCUUCACUCACUGAGACACAGAUUAAAUCAUUAAAGAUUUAGACAUUAUUAAAAUAUAUAUAUAUUUUUUUCAGAAUGGUUCACAAUCAAUUUAAUUAUUCAGCAUCUGCGAGUAGUUCCUCCAUUUUCCUUUUUGCAUUGCAUUGUGGGACAGCAGCAUGUAUCAGCAACACACUAAAAACACAUUUGUGUGCAUUCUGGCUUCUUUGAGUCGUUGACAACUUUUCAUUAUAAAUGCAAAAUGCUGAAAAUGUUUUUUAAAAAUGAUAUGCAGAAUUAAUUUAUUAAUGCCAAGUUUAUAACUGUUUAUACUGCUAUGUGACAUCAUUCCUUUUUGUUUCUCCUGAUUAUAGAGAAAAGAUUUCUGUAUUGUAACAUUUUGUUUCAGUAAGUUAGAUUUACUUACUUACCAGCCUGAGAAUCUCACUGCAGCAGCUGCCGUAUGUCUUUAAAACAUUUGGGUUUUAACAAAGCCAAAGCUGCAGCCUCCACGACAGGUUGUGUGUUUCUGAUCACUCGGGUUUGAUUCUAAAUCUGAACAGCACAUAAUGUCGGACCUUCACAGCCGCAUUACCGCGAGCAAAAUGUCUUCAAAUAGCAAAUCCACUCUCCUUUUUACCAUUUCUAUUAUUUUGUAACAGAAGUCUUUGAUUGCCUUUUUGUAGACACAGACGUAUUUCUGCCUUCACUGAGUAGAAGUGGAUUCAUUCUGUCAGUAAAUAACAUGUAAAAACAUCUGAAAUCCAGGAGACCAGGAUAAACCACAGUCUCGUGUUGUCUCCACACACAGACUCUUUUACACUGUAAAUUAUUUGUAAAGCAUCCAGUGUUUACAAUGAGGUCAUUACAUUGAACGUUAACUUGGAGGUAUUUUAGAGCACUUUUUUGUAAAAGUUAGUAAAUAACUGUAGCAGCACAAUAAAUCCAGAAUGAAAU
Acanthopagrus latus (yellowfin seabream) is the source of this 6624-nucleotide messenger RNA. RefSeq names its product solute carrier family 7 member 10b (gene slc7a10b). The record is from RefSeq and is a predicted model, not a curated record. Gene Ontology annotation, cellular component: membrane. Bases 243 to 1793 code for a protein of 516 amino acids. Gene Ontology annotation, molecular function: L-amino acid transmembrane transporter activity; neutral L-amino acid transmembrane transporter activity. NCBI's taxonomy places the organism in Eukaryota, Metazoa, Chordata, Actinopteri, Spariformes, Sparidae. Gene Ontology annotation, biological process: D-alanine transmembrane transport; amino acid transmembrane transport; D-serine transmembrane transport. The transcript is spliced from 11 exons.